AUGACUGAUGACGAGCUGUCUGCCUUGGUGGUAGAUAAUGGGUCAGGGAUGUGCAAGGCGGGUUUUGGUGGUGACGAUGCCCCUCGUGCUGUGUUUCCCUCCAUGGUAGGGCGUCCCCGGCACCAGGGAGUCAUGGUUGGCAUGGGCCAGAAGGACUGUUAUGUAGGGGAUGAGGCUCAGAGUAAAAGAGGCAUCCUGACCCUGAAAUAUCCCAUUGAGCAUGGAGUGGUCACCAACUGGGAUGACAUGGAGAAGAUCUGGCACCACACUUUCUACAACGAGCUCCGGGUGGCACCAGAUGAGCAUCCCAUUCUCCUCACUGAAGCACCCCUCAAUCCCAAGAUCAACCGGGAAAAAAUGACUCAGAUCAUGUUUGAGGCCUUUAAUACUCCUGCCAUGUAUGUGGCUAUCCAAGCUGUACUGUCCCUCUAUGCCUCAGGCCGGACCACAGGCAUUGUGAUGGAUUCCGGAGAUGGGGUCACCCACACUGUGCCCAUCUAUGAAGGCUAUGCCCUGCCGCAUGCCAUUCUACGUCUGGAUCUGGCUGGCAGAGACCUGACUGAUUACCUCAUGAAGAUCCUGACAGAACGAGGGUACAACUUCACCACUACAGCUGAGCGAGAAAUUGUUCGAGAUGUCAAAGAAAAGCUGUGUUACGUGGCCCUGGACUUUGAGCAAGAGAUGGUCAAUGCUGCUGCUUCCUCUGCUCUAGAAAAAAGCUACGAGCUACCGGAUGGGCAAGUGAUCACCAUUGGGAAUGAACGUUUUCGCUGCCCAGAAGCCAUUUUCCAGCCAUCCUUUCUGGGCAUUGAAUCCAGUGGGAUCCAUGAGGCAACCUUCAACUCAAUCAUGAAAUGCGAUGUGGACAUUCGCAAGGACCUCUACGCUAAUACAGUGCUGUCUGGAGGCAGCACUAUGUAUCCAGGUAUUGCUGAUCGGAUGCAGAAGGAAAUUGUAAUCCUGGCCCCUGGCACCAUGAAAAUCAAGAUUAUAGCGCCCCCAGAGCGGAAGUACUCGGUUUGGAUAGGGGGUUCCAUUCUUGCUAGCCUGUCCACGUUCCAGCAGAUGUGGAUUAGUAAGCAGGAAUAUGACGAAGCUGGCCCUCCCAUCGUCCAUAGAAAAUGCUUUUAA
This is a messenger RNA of Sorex fumeus (smoky shrew), 1131 nucleotides long. RefSeq names its product actin beta like 2 (gene ACTBL2). The transcript has a single exon. Gene Ontology annotation, biological process: axonogenesis; cell motility. The record is from RefSeq and is a predicted model, not a curated record. Bases 1 to 1131 code for a protein of 376 amino acids. NCBI's taxonomy places the organism in Eukaryota, Metazoa, Chordata, Mammalia, Eulipotyphla, Soricidae. Gene Ontology annotation, molecular function: nucleosomal DNA binding; protein kinase binding. Gene Ontology annotation, cellular component: cytoplasm; axon; glutamatergic synapse.